GUUGUUUGAAGGCAUAAAAAUCAAAAUUUAAUUUUAUUCCUUCGAUAAUCUUUUUUAUUUUUAUUUUCUAUACUUAUUUUGUUUAAAUUACGAAAAUCCGUAUUAUCAUAUCCAGCAUGGCGGAUGAUUUAGGUGACGACUGGUGGAAAGAAGAGAGUAGCAGUGAUGAAGAUGGAGAGAAGGUCAGCAUUGAGGAGGAACAUGAAAGUACAUUACCAGAACAGUCACAAGAUACUACACAGAAGAAGAAAAGAAAAAGGAAAAGGAAAAAGAUUACAGAUGAGUUGAAGGAAAAGGGCGAUAAACCUGGAAGUCCCGAGGACUUUGUUAGUUUUCUGAAAAAACAUUUUGGUGGAAAAUUGACACCUGUGGAAUGGGAUGAAAUAGAGCUUGACAUAGAGAAAAACUUCUUCACACCAAAUUCUACACCAGCCUUUGUAGUGGCUUAUCUUCGUUCUGUGUUACCAAAAUGGAAGAAGAUGAAGGACUCAUGUGAAGGUGAAGGCAGUCCGAUGUUGUUGGUUAUUUCUGCCUCAGCUUUGAGAGCAGUAGACUUAAACAGGCAGUUACAGGACUUCAAGGGAGACAAAUGUAAAUGUGCCAAAUUAUUUGCAAAACACAUGAAGUUAGCUGACCAACAAAAGUUUUUGAAGAAGGCAGUGUGUCACAUGGGUAUAGGUACUCCAAACAGAAUAUUAGCUCUUGUCAAAUCUGGUCAUUUAAAGCUGGACAAGUUGAUGGCUAUUGUUAUAGAUUGGAACUGGAGAGAUAUAAAGAAACACAGAGUGAUAGAUAUUCCAGAGAUCAGAGGAGAACUUGCUGCAUUAUUACAAACAUAUCUUAUACCACAUAUAAAGACACACUUGAAUUGUAAAAUUGGAAUACUAUAGUAUUAAAGUUAUUAUUAAAGAUUA
This is a messenger RNA of Mercenaria mercenaria, 914 nucleotides long. RefSeq names its product protein CMSS1-like. The transcript has 7 exons. Gene Ontology annotation, cellular component: nucleus; 90S preribosome. Bases 117 to 890 code for a protein of 257 amino acids. The record is from RefSeq and is a predicted model, not a curated record. NCBI's taxonomy places the organism in Eukaryota, Metazoa, Mollusca, Bivalvia, Venerida, Veneridae.